Molecule: messenger RNA, 929 nt
Organism: Daldinia vernicosa
Lineage: Eukaryota; Fungi; Ascomycota; Sordariomycetes; Xylariales; Hypoxylaceae
Product: P-loop containing nucleoside triphosphate hydrolase protein
Exons: 4
Coding region: 165-887 (240 amino acids)
Cellular component (GO): cytoplasm
Source: RefSeq, a predicted model, not a curated record
UGGUACUUUGUUGACACAGCAUAUCUCUACAUAUCACAAAGAUCUAGGAUACUUGUUUAAGUCGAUUUGUUCGAAUUCAACUCAAGCGUUAUUUUCUUUCUUCUGCUAGUUCUAGGUACCUUAAAGGUAGUUAUUAUAUUUAGUUACAGCCUAGUUAUAGAGAGAUGGAGGACCAGGUAGCUCGCCUUGUGGACAAAGCGUGGGAGAAAUUCCAGCAGCUCCCCGCGGACCGUCGACUCUUAAUCGCUAUAGCCGGUAUCCCAGGCUCAGGCAAAACAACCCUCUCCCAAAUCGUCACCGCAGCCCUUAAUGCUCGGCACGCAAGCCUGCACCCAGAAGUCCCCGAUGCUGUGCCGCCCGCUGUCUUCGUGCCCAUGGACGGGUACCACUUAACGCGGGCGCAACUAUCCGCUAUGCCGGACCCGGCUCUUGCUCACGCCCGUCGCGGCGCCGAGUUCACGUUUGACGGGCCCGGAUUCCUGACGCUGGUCAAGGCGCUGCGUACUGUGCCGCCUCCGCCUCUGCAGCCGCUGUAUGCGCCGAGUUUUGACCAUGCGAUUAAGGAUCCGAAAGCGGAUGAUAUUGCGAUAUUGCCGGCGCAUAGGAUUGUGGUCUUCGAGGGGAAUUAUGUUUGCUUGGACAAGGAGCCUUGGCGCUCGGCUGCACAGCUCAUGGACGAGAGGUGGUUUGUGGAUGUAGAUUUCGAAAUGGCGAGGAGGCGGCUGGUGAGGAGGCAUGUCGAGGCAGGAAUUGCGAAGGACGAGGAGGAAGCUGGGAAACGUGCUGAUGAGAAUGAUCUCGUGAAUGGAGCGCAGAUCGUAAAGGAGAGGGUUGAUGUGCAUGAGAUUAUAAAGAGCAAGGAGGAUGGGAAUUGGGUUCAUAAAUGAGCAGUACUUUGGACGAUAUAUAAUAUUAUAUAUGAGUUGGAU